AUGCCUGUCAUCGUAAACCGCAGUAUGCGGAUCUCGUCAGGCAAGAAGGCUGGGAACCAUGUCCGUCCUUCUGGCCCUGUUCCUGUAUCUCAGGAUGCUCCGAUGCACUAUUCUGAGGCGUCUUGGUCCGAGGAUGACGAAGACAUCACGUUUGCCUUGAAAGCCACCAAUGACUGCAUCCAACACAAGAUUGCGAAGCUACAAGUUAACACCGCCCGCCUGAAGCGAGAACUGUGGCUCCUCCAGCGACACAUCAAGAACUUCAACCACCCACUGUAUGAAACAUGGGAAGCUGAUAUUCUCACCCGUCUCAUCGAAGUUGCCCAUGCGCACCAGCGCCGCUCCAAGCUCCAAGCAGGUGUUGCCAUCGGCGAUACCACGGCCGCGGAUCGUGAGAAUCUCUUUCACGCGUACAACACUGCUGCUAAGCACGUUCGUGCGGACACUCUCCAGAGGCUUGGUCUGGAUGAGAAGUACUGUGAGGCACUGGCACGCUACAAUGAGGUCGCCCCCUACCGCAGUCCGAACCCAUUUCAGACGGAGAAUGCCUUCGCCAAGUGGCUCCUCAAUGAGAAGGAACAACGACCAGCAAAGUUUGACUUCUGGUCAAGACUGUUCCCCGUCUGCUACGGCCGGACCGUGGAGGAAAGUGCCGCCAUUUCAUGA
Molecule: messenger RNA, 666 nt
Organism: Penicillium maclennaniae
Lineage: Eukaryota; Fungi; Ascomycota; Eurotiomycetes; Eurotiales; Aspergillaceae
Exons: 3
Coding region: 1-666 (221 amino acids)
Source: RefSeq, a predicted model, not a curated record